Daucus carota subsp. sativus is the source of this 1770-nucleotide messenger RNA. Its product is annotated as F-box/FBD/LRR-repeat protein At1g13570-like. The record is from RefSeq and is a predicted model, not a curated record. Gene Ontology annotation, molecular function: protein binding. The coding region runs from base 231 to 1598 and encodes 455 amino acids. NCBI's taxonomy places the organism in Eukaryota, Viridiplantae, Streptophyta, Magnoliopsida, Apiales, Apiaceae. The transcript is spliced from 4 exons.
GGUACGAAUAAGUGCUUUUAACUUAUAAUCCAGAAGCUGGACUUAUAAGUGCCAGCCAAACACCCCCGUAAUCUCGGGGGAAAAGUGAACAGUCGAGCUUUAGUACGACUGUUCGAAAGGACGCUAAAAGGAUAGAGAUUGCAACACGUGUCACUCUGUACUAAGAGACGCUCAUCCCAAGACACGAGCUUCUUCUACUUCCCCACUUUAGAUGACCAGUGUCCAUUGCAAUGUCUCAAAAAGUCAGCAUGGAUAAUGAUACUAAAAGAAGGCAACUUGAUACUGGAUCCAGAGCUGUUGACAAAAUUAGCAACUUGUCCGUAAACUUAAAAUACCUCAUCCUUGAACGCUUGCCACUGCAUGAUGCCGCAAGAACAGCUGUCCUCUCAAAAAGUUGGAGAAAUGUAUGGGAAACACACCCAGUCUUGGUUUUUGAUGAUGUAUUUUUCUCCCGAAUGGUUUCAGGAAUAGAUGAACAGGCCCAAGUAUCUAAUGUUUCAAGAACCAUCAGUAACAUUCUUUUACUUCAUGAUGGUUCUGUCUCCAGAUUCCAUCUUUCUGUUCCUUUAGAGUUUCCUCUUCAUAAGUGUUUGGAUGCGGAUUUGUGGAUCAAACGAAUAUCGAAAAGUGGGAUUAGGAUAUUAAAGCUUAUUAAUAUAACACCAGUUCCCUACACUAUGCCUUCUUAUCUGUUUUCGUGUUUGGAGUUGACAAAUUUGACACUUGAUAAUUGUAUACUCAACCCACCCCAAAGAUUUGGAGGUUUCAGGAAUCUGAUUAAAGUUAAACUCUCCCAUGUCAGAAUUACUGCUGACAUGUCAUUUGGGAGUCGACUUGAAAGAAUGUUCUUGAAUCUUUGCACUGGGAUUAAACAUCUGGGAUGCCAAUUUAACUAUCAAAACAAUCUCAUUCGUGACUUGGUGAUCUUUAGCAGAGAAAGAAUUGAUUGGCGAUGGUUCGGAACCACCAAAAAAGUUCAUUUUCUAGGUCUCUUGUUGGCAGGGUCUUCAAAUUCUAGGAAAGACAUCUCGGAUUUAGCCAAGUUACUUGGGAAUAUGCCUAAUAUCGAAGAUCUUCUCCUCGACAAUUUUUUCUUGAGGUUUCUGGAGCUAGGUGCAUCUCUUUCCAAUAGACUUCCAACCACAUUGGUGAACUUGAAAACUUUGCUAGUUUCCUUUGGUGGAGAUUGGGAUUGGGUUUUUAUUCACCGUGUCCUGUGCUUGAUUAGAAGUUCGCCCAAGCUGAAAAUCCUUCGUAUAUGGCCGGAAAUUGGAUUAAGCAGAAUGCAUGGUACUGAUUCAGUGGCAGCUAGCAGGGCUGAACAGUAUAUGCUAUCACCAGAUUUCGUCAACACGAUUCUUGAUGAACUUGAAACUGUGCAUCUAAAGGAAGUGAAGGGUUCAGGGUGUGAGCUUCAUUUUAUAAAGCUUUUGCUUGCAUCUUCCCCUUCGCUUAGAUGGAUGAAGAUUUCUAAAAGCGACUCAAUUGGUGGUCCUAAAGAAGAGUUGAGGAUUCUAGGAGAGGUGGCACGGCUCCCUAGAGCAUCCGCUACUGCAGAAUUGAUAUGGACUUCUGCUGGUAGCCAGGAUGAUUGGUGAGAGUAUCUGCUACUUUAUAAAUAGUAUGAACUUAAUUACUGGACUCUGGUAGCCAGGUUGAUUGUACUCGUUAAAACUUUUCUGGAACGGUUUCCAUCUUUUCAAUCUGUUUAAAAGCAGAGCACUUUCUGACUUUCAUCUUUUUCCAUCAAGUUGUCUUAUUAGUCAUCAU